CAUAUUUAAAACCUCUCUCCACUCCGUCCUCUCCCCAACCACUGGAAGUCUUGCCGUCUCUAAAUGGAAUUAGUGGAGAUCGGAGCCUCUGGUGUAAGGAACAGACAUGAUCUAUGGACGCAGUUUGUUUCACAUUGUAGCAAGUUUAAUCAUCCUCCAUUUGUCUGGGGCAACCAAGAAAGGAACAGAAAAGCAAGCCACCUCCGAAACACAGAGGUCUGUGCAGUGCGGCACUUGGACAAAACAUGCGGAUGGAGGCAUCUUCACCUCGCCCAACUACCCGAGCAAGUACCCUCCUGACCACGAGUGCAUCUACAUCAUAGAAGGUGAGGGGGGCGGCGCCAGAGCUGGAGAGGACACUGGGCCAAGUCUGGCCAUCUCCAAGCUUUGGAUGGAAAAUAUGCACCCAGACAUUACAAAAAUUGGUUUUGGAGACCAUAAUCCUGACUUUAAGGACCUUGGAGUUUUGAAACCAUUGCCAGUGUGUGAGUUCGAGACGGGCGGCCCGGAAGGCAUCGUGGAGUCUGUGCAGAUUACGAAGGAAGGCAAGGCGUCCGCGAGCGAGGCCGUCGAUUGCAAGUGGUACAUCCGAGCACCUCCACGGUCCAAGAUCUACUUACGAUUCUUGGACUACGAGAUGCAGAAUUCAAACGAAUGCAAGAGGAACUUUGUGGCCGUGUACGACGGGAGCAGCGCGGUGGAGGACCUGAAGGCGAAGUUCUGCAGCACCGUGGCUAACGACGUGAUGCUCCGCACCGGCCUGGGGGUCAUCCGCAUGUGGGCCGACGAGGGCAGUCGCAACAGCCGAUUUCAGAUGCUCUUCACGUCCUUUCAAGAACCUCCCUGCGAAGGCAAUACAUUCUUCUGCCACAGUAACAUGUGUAUUAACAACACAUUGGUCUGCAAUGGACUCCAGAACUGUGUGUACCCUUGGGACGAAAAUCAUUGUAAAGAGAAGAGGAAAGCCGGCCUGCUGGACCAGCUGACCAACACCAGUGGGACUGUCAUUGGCGUGACUUCCUGCAUUGUGAUCAUCCUUAUUAUCAUUUCUGUCAUUGUGCAGAUCAGACAGCCUCGUAAAAAAUAUGUCCAAAGGAAAUCGGACUUUGACCAGACCGUUUUCCAGGAGGUGUUUGAGCCUCCUCAUUAUGAGUUAUGCACCCUCAGAGGGACAGCAGCUACAGCUGACUUUGCAGAUGUGGCCGAUGACUUUGAAAACUACCACAAACUGAGGAGGUCCUCUUCCAAGUGCGUUCAUGACCAUCACUGUGGAUCGCAACUGUCCAGCACGAAAGGCAGCCGCGGCAGCCUCAGCACGAGAGACGCUUCCGUCCUGACGGAGAUGCCCCCGCAGCCCGCCAAGCCCCUCGUCCCGCCCGUGAGCAGAAGAAACAUCCUUGUCAUGAAACACAACUACUCCCAGGAUGCUGCAGACGCCUGUGACAUUGACGAGCUCGAGGAGGUGCCCACCACCAGCCACAGGCUGUCCCGACACGACAAAGCCGUCCAGCGGUUCUGCCUCAUUGGGUCUCUAAGCAAACAUGAAUCUGAAUACAACACAACUAGGGUCUAAAAAGAGAAUUCAAGAGAAGAACUAUUUAUACAAACAUGGGGACUGUGAAAAGAAAAUUCUAUAGUGAAUUGUGAAAAGUGGACAUAUUUCUAAAUUCAUUCCACUGCCUUUACCCAAACUUAAGAAUUACAGACAUUUGUUAUUCCUUCGGCAAGACAUCCCAGCUGCACAAUGAUAUGUUCAUUUCGUAAUUUGGUUGCUGGCCACCAAGUGCUCCUUAGUCUUUAAAUACAUUUUGAGAUUUACUGGAAACUUGAAGAAGAAAUUAGUUCCUGAUUAAGACUAUCCCAACUUUAUUUUUACCGUCAGUUUCACUUUGUUUCUAUGUUGUUUUAUGUCUUUGUUAGAUAACUGUACAUUGUGUGAUAUGUGAAAAAACACGAUUUUGGAUGAACUUUGUGUUACAUGUACAUUGUUUCCAUUAUAUAGACUGCUUGAGAAUAGUGCGUUCCAGAGUGAUUUUGAACAUGCUACAGUGAAAAGUGAGAAUAUGGACCAUGGAAACACCAGCUAGAGGUUUUAUGGACUAUAAACAUCUGUGGUUGUAUUAUGAUUAAAUACAGCCAAAAGUGAUGAGUAAAAUUUCUAGACUGCAA
Messenger RNA from Vicugna pacos (alpaca), 2169 nucleotides. The record is from RefSeq and is a predicted model, not a curated record. NCBI's taxonomy places the organism in Eukaryota, Metazoa, Chordata, Mammalia, Artiodactyla, Camelidae.